This is a messenger RNA of Misgurnus anguillicaudatus (oriental weatherfish), 1399 nucleotides long. NCBI's taxonomy places the organism in Eukaryota, Metazoa, Chordata, Actinopteri, Cypriniformes, Cobitidae. The record is from RefSeq and is a predicted model, not a curated record.
AGACACCCAGAAGACACUCAUUUACAAGUCAGCUUUUCAUUCAUUUGUACUGUAUUGUGCACGGCUGUGACUCUACUACGAUUUAAAGAUGAUAUCCUAUCAGGUUUUAAGGCGCAUGGGUCAUUUUGCAAUUACUAAACCGGUUUAUCAAGGCAGAAUGAUGUCAGCAUGUGGACUGAAGACCUCCACUGUCACUCACAGUGACAGACAACCAGAUCCAGGUAGAGCUGCAGCAUCAGUUGUGACUUACGAGCAGCUUAAAUCUAUGCUGGCCAGUCACAGUGUACAACUGUUUGAUGUCCGCAAUCCCGAUGAAUACCAGGCAGGCAGGAUUCCAGAUGCCACCAACAUUCCACUGCCACAACUUGAGAACUCACUGAAGCUCUCACCAAAGCAGUUUGAAUUGCAGUUUAAGGUCAAAGCCCCCCAAAAGAAAGAUGAUAACAUUGUUUUUCAUUGCCGAAGUGGGAAAAGAAGUUUGACGGCUCUUGAAAUCGCUCAUCGCCUGGGAUUUAUAAAGGCACGGCAUUAUGCAGGUGGAUACAUCGAUUGGGAAGCAAAUGAGAGAAGUAACAGUACUGACUGAGCUUUCAUCCAAACCGCAGAUGUAAUAUUGUAUAUUAAUAAUGUAAUGAUGUACAUGUAAUGACACGUGAAUAACAUACAAAUCUUAAAGGAAAAUCUUUAAAAUUAAUUUUUUUUAAAUACUCAUUAAAUGUAUGUGAACUAAAUAAAAUGCAGUACAGUUGAUCAGUGUUAGUCAUAUAAAUACAAUAAAAAUGCACAUGCACAUAUUGAAAUAUGUUUCAUACAGCUGGAUAAGUGUAUUUUGCUACCCCACCAACAUUUCAUUAUUACCACAAGGUGGCAGCAAUGGAAUUAGGAAAUAAAGGUCUAUGAAAGGCAAAUGUGCAUGGCCACAGGUGCUAAGAUGUUCAUGUUUAACCGGUGGCUGUUUGGAUGCGCUUGGCUGCACCUUGGUAAAUAGAUGUCAGAUUGAUACGCAACACAAAUCACAGAUGGCACAGUUUUCAUUUGACUGGUAUCAACAGACCAUCCCUGCACCAUUUUGGGGUCACAUUAUUUUACUGUCAUUCUUGUAAGGAGGACCGACUGGUAUUAUUCUGGAACUAGAGCAAAUGCAAGUGGCUCGAUUAGGACAUUCCGUAUGCAGCUCAAAGGUCAUGGCUUUGAUCCCUAUGGAAAACAUAGGUAGCCUACUGAUAAAAUGUAUAGUUUGAAUGCACUGAUAAUAAUGUACAAUUUGAAUGGACUGUCGGAUAGAAACGUCUGCUGAAGGCGUAAAUGUGUAUCAAUAUGGCUCUAGCUGUGGAAACAUGAAAUCUGUCUGUGACUGGGACGUUUUCUUUAUUGGAUGAUGAGGACAUAUUAUAAAUAC